Messenger RNA from Paramuricea clavata, 21016 nucleotides. The record is from the annotation of a GenBank genome assembly. Lineage: Eukaryota; Metazoa; Cnidaria; Anthozoa; Malacalcyonacea; Plexauridae.
CAUCAACAUGUCGAAGCAGGAAAUCGUGUAGUAAAGAUUGUUUUUCAAAUGCAGCGUUCUACGACUCUAGAUUGUACACAGAUUCUCCGCGAUAAUCUUGAAAUACAGCUCAGUAGUUCUCCUAAAGCAACCUAAUGCAAGAAUCUGGUGUCGACCUCGAAUUUGAUAUUUUGAACGAUAUCAUCGAAGAAUUUCAGCCGAAGGUUGGCUUCUACGAGAUUCAGUCUCGCACUUUGGACGAUGUCAUAAGGUAUUUAUACGACUUUUUAUGCUUCGAAAAGCCCAGGGAUGCGUGUGCUUGCAUGCAAAUAUCAUUUCUCGGUUUUUUGUUGUUGUUUUCUAUCGAGCACGAACCUAAUUUUUGGCCGACAAGUUGUAUACAAAAAGGAAGGAAGUACGUUCUGCUCUUCGGUUGAAUGUCGAUUGCCACAUGGCAAAUUCGGAAAUAUACCAUUUUGCAAAAGCUUCCUUUUGUACCAUGUGCCCGAUCGAUUUGGUAGUGAUGGAAACUUAAAAUGGGGUGUUUGUUUUUAUGACGUUCGACAUUUUGCUACAUUUGUUAGUGAUUUGUAUUUGGAUACAGAAUUUUCAUUACAUGUUGUUUGUUAAAGUUCAAAGAGUCUAUGUUUAUAGUUUAUUAAGCCAGUUUCCUGAUUUUAUUAUUGAAAGAAAAGGACAAAAUCGCAUUGUGUGUGCUAACCCCUAAACUACCUUGAAAAGCCAUAUAAAUAAUAUGCUUCAAAUGGUUGAAAAUAUUAAUGGGGGUUCCCCAAAAUUUCCUUCAUUAUUUAGCUUUUUGUCUGUGUAGUUAGAAGAAAAACCAUUGCCUUUUAAUUUAUUACAUUAAACACUUUAAUACAUUAAGCAUUUUACUACCGUCUUAGGGAUCAUUUAUGCGAGCAUGGGUUGGCUAUCAAUGUGUGGCCUGGGUGGAAAGCAGCAGCAACAAGCUGUCGCAGGAGAACUGCUGCAAUAACAGAAAUUUAUUAGUAAUUAGUAUUGCAAAAUUGCUAGCCUGCCACAGGAGAUCUCAGGCUAAAGUGGCCUACUUUCCAGUGUGGUGUGUGGGAUGGCAUGAAUGAUCACACCGAUAUUUCAAAAAGACUAAAACUUGACAAUCCUGUGUGCUUUAAAGACUGUAAAGUAGUGUCGCACCAAUAUAUACGGUCCAACGGCAUUGAGUAAUCUCACACCAAAUGUGCCAACAAAUUUUGUAACCUCAUGCCACUCUGGUAUCAACCCUACCGUACCUGUGAUACCUCGAUCAAUGCACAGAAUAGAUACCAGCCCAGAAGGGUCACUCGGACGAUAUUUUGUCCAAAAUUUUACGAGUGCUGACGUGAAAAUACGCCAUCAUAUGAUGCCAUCCUGGAGUGCACAUGGAAGUUUUUCAUAGGUACAAACAUAGGUACAAAAGUGCUGUGUGUACUCCAGGAUGGCGUCACAGCACGUACGUAAAAAUUUUGGACGUUGUUCCCAAGCCAAAACACAUAGGAGUGCAUGACCAUUCUGGUCUAGUAUCUAUUCUGUGAUCAAGGGUCAAACCUUUCAACCUAAGGUAACCCAGUUGCAUGUAAGUAGUAUUUUAAAUUGCAGCUAUGGAAAUGUGCAAUGGCAAAUGGCUGUAAUUGCUGCUGAUUAAAUGCCCUCAAAGAUUUGACUGCAAUCUUUGAGCACUUAUUUAUAAUAAUCAAAUUAAUAUAAUUAUAAUAUAAUUUUUGCAUAAUUAUCAAACACUUAUAUAAUACUAUCCAUUGUGACACUUUAGCAAGUAAAUACAUUAUAAUACCCAAUAUUACAGGUUUGGCAUUUCUUAUUUACAUUAACAUGCAUCUUCAACUUGGCACUGAAGGACAAAAAAUUGGCAUUGAACUUUAAUUAACAAUGCUUAAAUUGUUUAUGAAAGGUUAUCAAACUUGGAAAUUGGCUGAUGUGGUCUACUAAUCAUAUUUAAUAAAUAUUUUUUUAAAAUAUUAAAUAUUUUGGUAUUGAGUGUGAAUAACACAAAUGCUACAUGACAUAAUGCCAGAAAUACAAAUUGGACUUUGCACUGGAGUUCAGUGCAGGUUUUAGUUUCUGAACCACUGUAUGUGAAAAAAUUUUGAUAAAUAUACUAAGACACUAACCUUUGAAACAAGCAAUCUUAUAAAUGUCUUUGCUAAAGCUUUCCAAAGUGUGCCCCAAUGCACCCUACUUUAUUAUUGUACCCUGCCUAAUGCCAGACAAUUUUAAUUGUCAAGAGGAGAGUACUAGUGCUCAAUGGGAACUUAUUAUAAUCAGACUAUCUGCCAAAUUGUGUCUAGCAGUUACUGUAAUCCAUUAAGUUGCAUUGUGCCCCAAUGCUCCCUACUUGAUUAAUAAUAUUAUUUUACUUUGCCUUAUGCCAGAAAAUUUUACUUGUCAAAGGGCAAGUGUGCCAGCUCAAUGGGACCAACUUUGGUAGCUUAUAGUCAACUUUUCCAAGUAGGCUGUUUCAAUAUUGGAAAACUACCAAAUACUGAUUGAAUAUUUGGCAGUAUUUGACACAGCGUAGUUUUAGUUUUGUUCAAAUCUGAUGGAAGUGGAAGUAUAUCUUGCAUACAUCUUUGUGUAGAAUCUACUGAACUUUGUUCUAAAGCUAUACUGUACGUCUGCCCAGUGUGUCUCCCACUGAACAAAUUGUCAAGUAUUUUGAAAUCAAUAUUUGAAGCUGUUAAGAGGUGUCUCAGUUAUUAACACCUUUUCUCCAAGUGUCUCCACAACGCAGCAAAAUGCCAUUUUUCCUGGCAGAGACCCAAAUGCAAUUUUUGUCUGGCAGAGUAUGCCCCCGGACCCCCUACAAUUGUGACUACAGAAUUAUGUUGCCCUCUAAAAUAAAACACUGAUGGCACCACUGCAUACAUGAUGAAGUUAGUUGCACAAGAUUUGUCUCAAAGCUACAGUAGCCUUGGCCUUCACUUGAUUCACAGAGGAAGUGGUUUACCCAGGUGUAGGAGUAAUCAGAUAAAAGUGUUGCUCACUUGCUCUUAGCUACUACACAUUAGCGCCAUUUGUUGGCAGUUUUUUAAAACUACUGUCUGACAUAAACAGUAGAAAGUGUUACAGAAAUAAGUGCGUCCAGAAUUUCUAUCUUGAAAUAUAUGUCAAUGAAUACAGUAUGUUUCAAGUUAUAUACUUCAAUAUAUAACACACUUACAACCACAUAAAUGUAAUACUAAUAACCUCUAAUAUUAAACCAUUGAGUGCAAGCCAAGUGCUCCCCCCUUGAUGUGUGAAAUCGUCUGACAUUAGACAGAAUAAAAUAAUAAGGUAGGCACAUUACUGGGUGCAAUGCAACAUAAUGGGUUAACUAGACACAUAGGCAAACAGGUUAAAAGACUAGUCUGGUUAACCCACUGAGGGCCAGCAUACUCCACUUGACAAGUACUGCAUACAUAAAGUAGUAUGCAUGAUUGGACAAAUUCUUGAACUACUUUUGGUAUUGACGACGUAGUUGUAAUACAGUAUAAUUGCUUAAAUAUAGCAAAUAAUGUCCUUUUUAGAAUUUAGUAGUUUAGUGGUUAGCCAGUAUAGAGGAUUAAUCACUUUACUUAGAUGUACGUGUAUGAGGAUGUUUAUAUUGAUCUCUUUAAAUUUCAUCCUUGUAAUUACAAACGUUUUAGUAUAACAGUGACAUACUCAUGCAACUUGUGGACGAUUUUUCUCCUAUUAGAAUGAUCGUAGAAAGAAAAACUGAACGGUAAUUCAUCUUUUGAGUCUUAAAACUGUCUCUAAACUUGAUCACUGCAUUAAAAUAGCCGUUUUUGGUUUUUCCUGCCCGUCAACUGAAAUCCCAAAAUUACGUCAUUGUAAACGAAGAAUUCUGCUGUAUCAACAAAACGUGCAUAAUAAUACUGAUCAUGCAUAAUAAUACUGAUCACAUGUUUGUACUGUGUUAUUAUCUGAAGGGUGUAAUUUGCACGUUUUUGUAUCCAAUGUCUCAGACAAUAGUAAUGCAGCUCGUGACAUUUGCAUGUUUUACGAGUUAAAAAUAGUUCGUUUAUGAUGAAGUGCAUGAAAACGCAACAAAUUGCAGGGGUCGAAAUUCCCGCUAUUCCGAAUAUAGUAAAAUGCCUGACGGAAUAGUAAACUUCAUGAUCACGGUAUUCCGUUUGUAUAGUAGAAAAAAUUGUGGUACCAAAUAUGGACAAGCAAGGGUUUUCCUCUUGAGUUGUAUAAUAUAUCACUUUAUACCGGACUGUUCCAGUUCGUAGCUAAGUUCUUGUUCGCGUGCAGUACUUGGGUAUUCUAAUUUCUUUACAGCAAUAUUAACUUAAUUAACUUUGCUACAAUAACAUGACAGACAAACUGGCGCCGGCCUGGCCUGUCGUCAAAAACGACUUUAGCGUUUAGUUUUUACGACUCAAACGUUAUACAAAAUCAGUGGCAGUAUGUAUCAGGCGUAGAGAACCGUCAGCCAAGCUCCAAAAAUUGGACAAUAACAAAAAGGCGAGAGUCGAGAGACAAUGCGUAUGACCGCACAAAAAGAGCACGAAAGUUUGUACCGUCGUGGAAAGAUAAAUUUAACUGGGUAACCUACAACAGUGAACUUGACAAAAUGUUUUGUGAAUUUUAUCUUGCUCAUCCGAGUGUGGCAAAUAAGAAUAGAUCGUUUUUUAUUUGUACCAUAACUGUACAUGUUUACGAAAAUCAGAACAUUAACGCGGACCCUGCGUGAACAGGCUCUCAGAAACAGUACAUUAAGGAAUAGUGGAUUUUCAGACGGAAUAGUAAAUUUCAAAAACUACUAUUCCGGCUGUAUAGUAUAAAAAAAUUUAAAUUUCGACCCCUGAAUUGUUAUGUGGUUUCCAGCUAUACCCCAGGGUUUCAAAGACAAAGGACAAAGAGUCUUGGCCAUGGGAUUGGGAUGUUGGAUAAAUUCGAAUUGUCAACUUGGAAGUUUUUUUUUUUUCAAAUUCAUUCAUCCGACUUCGCGACGCUCGAUGACGUGAGGUCUGAGGUGGAUCCAUACCUGCCUGCAAAUCCCUGUAGCGCAAUUUUUUCCCUUUUGCGUUUGUAUUGCUUGUGCCAAGUUGUCAAUAACAAGCAUGUUUAAACUUGUUCGAACAAUCUGUUGUCAUCGACCUACGUAUAUCAACAAAUAAAAUACAUUCCACCCUGCUUGGCCUUGAGUAUUGUUAGUUUCAUAUUUGGAAAUGCGUAUGCAAUCAUUCUUGCAGAGUAACAGCAUUGUUUUGCAAUAUAUAUUAAAUAUUAUUAACAAUGUUUAGUUUGUUGAAUAUAGUACAGUAUGUCCUCGUUUGACCAAUUGGAUUUAUUCUAUGUAAUGACUCGGUAAAGUUUAGUUAAUAAUUGGUUGCAAUGAAUCCUUUACUUGGCCCCAUGACCUUUUGGCAAACAAUAUACGUUUCAAUCUCGUUCCCUGAGCCUGCGAUCCUCGGGAAGGAACGCGAGGCUCUGGGAUAAUCCGUUGCCGGAAGCCAGGAAUCCUGGCUAAGACCGAACUGUGCAUUCCAUAUCAACGGCCAAUCAGAUUCCUCGUUCCUUCCCGAGGAUCGCAGGCUCGGGGAACGAGAUUGUAUACACUUAAUAAUCUCCCUCAAUGUUUCCGGAGACAAAGUCUCGAGAUUCGAGGGGAAACAAAACUAACUAUUUCCCGAGGGAACAAACAUUAAUAACUUAACUCUUAAGUGUUUUGUUUAUAUACAGCUAGGGUGUCCCCAAAAAAGUCCCCUCUGUUGUUGCUUAAUUACUACUGUAUAAGUUAGAGUAAUUGACCAACAACAGAGACAGAGUGUCGGAGGGGACAUUUUGGGGGGACACCCUGUACAGCGAUGAAAGAAAAGUCAACAUUCAUACAACAAUUGUAUUUCAUGACAAAAACUCUAUAAUGUAAGCAGCAUAUCCUGUUGCCUGUUGUGUAUUUUUCUUCUCUUUUACAUUCUUUAUUUUAACACAAACUUGGAAAAUUGUCGUUUAUAAACUUGCGGGUUGUGCCGCCAUUUUGUUUACUUAUGUACGUAGCCGGUCGGGCGGGCAACAAUUUUUCACUUGCUGCCCGGCGGGAUCAGUACAUUGCAUUUGUCUAAAGCCACGUGACCACAAAUCAGCCAAUCACAUUUGGUGUUCACCUACAAAUCAGCCAAUCACCUUUGGUGUUCACCUAGCUACAUAUAUUAACAACUAUAUUUAGUGCCUUUGCAUGCAUGCAUGUGAUAAACAGCAAGCCGUUAUAUAUACCCAAAGACUGAAAGCGUGGGCGAUCGGAUCACUAGUGAUCUGAAGCAAAGCCAAUAUCGUGCAAUAAAGGGGAUAUUAUUAGGAUUCAAUAGAAUGAAUUUUUUUCUCUUUUUAAUCACAAUUAAUAUGUAGCACAAAAUCAACAAAUUUAGUUGGUACCUGUUAAAAUUUUGAAGCAUCUCAGUGUAUAUAUAUACAGGUCAAAUAAUUUCGUAUAUAGGCCUUUCCGUAGACCCUUGAUAACAUUGAAAUGCAUGUUGUUAUACAUGUAAAUAGGAUCAUUCAUAUAUCAGGUGACGGUUAGUUUCACUCCAAUAUACCGAUUUGAUCGUCUAGACACUUCUUGUGCAUGUGAUGUGUAAUUUGACUAUUUUUACAUAGGGCCUAGUUACGAAACUGUCCUCAGUGUUAAAAAAAGUUCUGUAUAUUUUAAAGCAUUGUGUUUAAUUUUGAAAAGCCGAGGCGGAAGUUAUAAAAUAAAUUUUGCAGCUAAAACAACCAAGUUACGAUAAACAUUAUAAAUAAGCAUUUAUUGAUAAAGCACCCAAAAAGUGAAAGAAAGAAGCCAAAUGUUUUGACCCUCUCCACUUUUUAAAAGGCUAUUAUUAUAUAGUAAGUUUAUUAUAGUAUGUGUUUUUAACCGAUGGAAGUCUGAAUAUUUCUUCUGUAUGGGGGUAGCAUUUCAGAAACCCUAUAAUGCAAACAUUUCUUGGAGAAGAAUUCUCGGUGUGUCGUUCUUCAGGCCACUUGAUGUGACUGGCACGGACCCCCCCCCCCCCAUCACUUUUUUAGUCGCUCCUGACUACAAAAAUGUAUAUUCUUUUUAAAGUUGUUUUAACAAAUGGUGUUUGUAAAGUAACUUUGGCUGGCUCAGAAUUUUAGUGAGAAUUAGUAUAUUUAUAAGAAAGCCACUCGCAUUUUCAUUAAAUCAAGUGUAUGACUGUCUUUCUGUAUAUUUAUCGGACGAUUAUAAACACGCGAUUGUCGCGACGGGAGAAGAGUAACUGAACGCAUUAAAUGAUUUGAAUAUAAAUUCUGCCAUGUAUUUGUAUGAUUCGUACCCCUCCAGGAUACAGAAGUGAAUCAUAAGUAAAUUAUUAUAGGGAAAAUACAUAGUUUCACAAUGGACCAUUUGCAUUAUAGACUAAAUUUUGAUCUAGACAAAAUUUUCAUCACAGCUUGAAAGAGCAUCACAAAAUUAGCAACAUUCCAAAGUUUCGUUGCGAAAUGUUGUAAAAUGCGGAUAAUAUAGCCUUGCGAAAUUUGCAAUUUUCAGUCAUUUUGUAUUACAAACGAGAAAUUGUUGCCCCAACACCCGAUUGGGCUGUCAAUUUCCCGUGCGUAAUACAAAAUGACUGAAAAACGGCAAACUUCGUAAGGCUAUAUUAUCCGCAUUUUACAACAUUUCGCAACGAAACUUUGGAAUAUUACUAAUUUUGUGAUGCUCUUUCAUGAUCAAGCUGUGAUGAAAUUUUUGUCUAGAUCAACAUUUAGUCUAUAAUGCAAAUGGUCCAUUAAAAGCAGCUUAAGGCUUGGCAAAAUGUUCAUUUAACCAUAUGGUGCAUGCAUUGCAAAAUCUGCAUCCUCCACUCGCAUCCAAAUUGAACAUAUAGACCCAUCGUUGCCAUUGAUAACAUUUUCUUUCAUUUCUAUUUUCAGCAAACCGCCAGUCAAGAGUCUUGGUAUAGGUGCUGAUGCAAUAUUAAGUGAAUUAUUAAAACCAGUAGAAAACAAAAUGGCCUCAAUGAGUCGAACCCAGCAGAAGCUUGCGCUUCAACGUGAGCACUUGCUCAAGCAAGAGCAGAAAAAGAAGGAACAAGAAAGACUGCGGCAACUUGAACAGACCUCGGAAAUUUCGAUUCCGUUCCCAAGACCUACGGAGACUCUUCCUCCACACAUACCGCCUGCUGUGUUAAAUGUAAGGAUAACAUUUUGAAAACUAUAACAGUUACAGCUAGUUCGAGAGAGGAAGAGAGGUGUCUGUAACAGAAAACGUUUGCGGGACUGCCACUGUAGUUAUAGUGCAGACAUCUUUCACCCUUGCUAUCAUGCAAGGUUCGAUCUUCCCACUUAAUGGCCAUAUCGGUCAGACCAGAGUCUGGUAGUAUUUUUGGUUUCUCAGGGAAAGAAAUUUCUCCAAAAAAUUCUUCGAGACGUUUGCAAAACGAAAGUUUGCCGUCAUCUUUUAUGGUUUCCCCCGUUACCUAAUGCAUGGUGCAUAGCUCAGUAGCGAAUCAGAAUGUUGGGUUUAUAAUAGACCAUGGUUGAGUGUAUGCUAAUAAGGAUGACUAACAUGCAGGCAGUGAAAAUAAAGUUAUUUGGUGAACAUGCACCCAACCGACCUCGAACUCGAGCGCCACUUUGAAUCGUUAGUCCAACAAUGAAUGCAGUCAACAAUGAAUGCAGUCAAGUCUUACUGAGAUUAACAGUCACCCUGUUAUAUAUUUUUUUGAAAUUCCCUCAUGGAGGUUUUCAAGUAUAUUUCAAUUUAACUUCAGGCCCGUUUACACGGGCGAUUUUUGCUGCGAUUUUAGUUGCGACUUUCUCCUUUUGGGGGAUCUGAAGGAGUAGAUUACUUAAUGAUGUUGUUAUGGGAUUUCAUAACCUGGAACAUAUAACUCAUCAACUCCUUCACAUUCUCCAAAAGGAGAAAAUCGCAGCUAAAAUCGCAGCAAAAAUCCCCUGUGUAAACGGGCCUUUAAACUUGACCGUCAUCCCACCUAAAUAGAAUAAUUUUAUGUUCCAUUUUCACAUUCUACAGUACAUAGGCAUUUUACCUUCAUGCACAGUCUCCAGGGGCCAGUUGUUUGAAAACCGAUUAGCUUUACCCUAGGUUAAGUUAAAAUUCAAAGCAAACUUCCUAACAGCUUGUUUAUAAAUUUGGAAAUAAGUUCUUUGUAGGUUUGCAUGGCGAUAAAACAUAUAACACUUUUGUUUGUGGAAACACCACGUAAAUUUAAUACUGCAAAAAUAUUUGUAUAAUAAUUUGCAGUAAUAAUUUGCAGUAUUAAAUUUACGUGGUGUUUCCACAAACAAAGGUAUUAUAAAUUUGGAAAUGUUUCUUCAGACGUCUUGUCUGUAUCGGUAAGAGUUUUCUUGUCUAAAGUUUUGAAAUAAACAGAUGUGUAAAAAUACAUAAACUAAAACAGCAGGUAAAUUUUAACCCAGGGUUAGAGCUAAUCCAGCUUUGAACAACCGGCCCCAGUAAAUUAACGAUGAACCCUUUUAUUUUUUAUGCUACCGCAGUUCAAAACCAAGCUAGAAAAUCCCACCAAAUAUUACGUGUAUAAAACUCAAGAGCGAAAACUGAAGGAAUAUAUCAACCAACAUGGAACUACUCCAUCACAAGGGUUUACACCACCUACAUCUCAUGCCACAUUAAAUGCUAUCAAUAAUAUGGCUACAUUGCCGUUUGUUGGCGAUGGCCUUGGCAUGGUGGGAGCAAUGAAACCCCCUGAUAGCCCUAUGUCCGCUGCCAGUUCUACGGAACCAUCAGAAGUAAGUAUUUUGGCUUAGCCAAUUCACCCUUUCUAUAAUUGCGUCAGAAAUCUGCCUUGCUAUUCGCUCAUUAAUCGUGAGCGAAUAGCUUUUCGUCUAUAUAAUAUUAUAAUUAUAAUGCAGCCAAUUCAAAAUGGCAUACAGCAUAGUGCUGUAACUAGUUUGCACGUUUGUUUAGCAGUAUUUUGUUAAGAUAUUAAAAACCAAAAAUUGGAAUACUUUUUAAUGGUAUAUAAUUCAGAGUAAUAUAUGUUAGGAAUAAUAUAUCGAUCCGUAUUGAUUAACGUUCAAAUUCUAAUGAAGGGGGGCAGUUGGGGAAACUUGGGGAAACUAUUUUUAUGCUCUUUAAAAAAUGUUUUAUUCAAAUUGCACUCGAAACCAUCCCAUUACCUAUAUACAAAUUACUGUUUCUGAUGGUAAGGUAAGCAACUGGGUUGCAUGCAUCUAUUAUAUCGACGUAUUAUUUAUUUUUCCCUGUUGAUGGCUCCAAAAUAAGCGUGUAUACAGAUAUUAAGAUUUAAUGUUUAUUUGUUCAGGUUGAUGAAAUACUUGAGGACAUUAUCAGGUAAGGAACAAUUUAUAGCGUUUAUCUAGAAACACCUCACCCCCAUCACUCAAUGUUGAUUGAAUUCCCAGAAUACAGUUAAAACGUCGUUUUAUGGGAGGGGCGAGAUGGAGGGGGAGGGGGGCAAACGAGAAAAUUAUUCUGGUCUAAUAUUAAAAUAGAAAGCCACAGAGGAAUGUUUUAAUGUCGCAAUGGUUUUGACCAGGAUUGUACAGUAUAGCAUCAUUAGAGAGGUUAAGAUACCCCGGUUUACGGGUACGAGUAUCGCCAUUUUGUUUACCAACUUUUGCUGAUGUCAGCAUUUUUACCCGUAAUUUCUACCCGUUUCCCCGCUGUAAACCAUGGUCUACACGUAAAAGACAAACGGGUACGGGUGUUUUCUAUUUACUAUUUGUGGGCCGUUUAAAUAGUAAAACUUUUCAACAGUCUUACCCAAAUAAAUAAUGGACAUAUGCUCGUCAAAGUUUUCAACAAUUUAUGGCGAACCUCAACAGCGAAAGUUUCCAUUUUCUGAUCGGUUUUCUUACGCCGGAGUAUCUUGGAUUUCUUAAGUUACACGUUAUUCCCCGAUUUACGUGUACGUGCAUAUUACCCGUACCCGUAAACCGGAACCGGGGUAUCUUAACCUCUCUAUUGUGUAUGCAGUACCAUGCAGUACGUACGUACGGUACGACGUACUAUUUCCCCCCUUGCGUAUACAGUACGUAUACGUAUGACUUAACUGGAAUGCAGCCUUAAGCGAACUCUCAAACUAAAAGAGUCUGUUUGUGCAUAUUAAAUUAUUUGAUUAACCACCUUUUUACUCAGUUGUGCAUGUUUGUAUGAUUUGAUUAAUUCGAUGUAAGUUUUAAGUAACCUAUGUUUUUUUUAAGUCUUGAAGGUGAGAACACUCAUGUGGCAAACCAAAUGGGACUUGAUAAUAACUUUGACUUUUUUGACUUCACUGGCGCCAAUUCAACACUACCGGUAAAUAUCCAAAUAUAUAUACUAAGUAGAAUCAUACUAGUAUACUAUUGCGAAUGCUGUAAUUUGAUUGGCUACUCUACUCGCUAUCUAUUCCUCGAUAGAUCCAUUUUCCAGGCGCAUGUUUAAAAAAAAUGGUUUCCGGCUCGCUCGUAUUGAAUUAUUUUGUGUAAUAUUUUAUGUUUGAUCUCUGAUUCUACUAAAGCAACUAGAUUACUGUACUUGUCUCGAUUUCUAUGAGGUGAUAGUUGAUUCGGGCUUCGCCCUCGUGUUUUAUCCAAAUUGCGCCUCAUAGAAAUUGCACUAUCACUUCAUAGAAAUUGCAACUAUCACCUCAUAGAAAUCUCGAGCUCGUAAUCUAAUUGUUAAAUAGUGCUUCCAAGCAUGUUUUAGGCAUGACAAUGUGCAUAACUGGGCAAAUUUAUAACAAAGUUUACCGAAUUUUUGAGUAGGCGUGUCAUAUUUCCAAUUGAAUAUAAUGAGUUAUUCUUAGGGUUUAUUCAUGGGAUUUCUAUUAAUGUUUUUUAUUUCAGUUGCCAGCAAGUGUGUCCGACAUAUAUGGCGGACGGAACGUAUCUGCGGGGGUGAGUGUGAUAUGGUAUUAAUAAGGCGAGACUUUUUUUAUUUAUUGGUUUACGGAUUUUACUUGAAAAAAACCAGGUCGGUAGGCGGAAAAAAUUUUAAAAAACAUUGUUUUUCAAGAUUGUCACAACGAUAAAAUGAGCUAGUAGUACUUAGAGUCAAAGUUUACUUGGCGUGUACUUCAUGUCAGAACCCCAAAUUAACUAAAAUUAACUAAAAUCGUAAAAUAGUUGACAUCCAAAUUUUUUUUUAUUUUUCACUUUCUGAAUAUUUACGGUCGGCGGAUCCGUAAACCAAUGAAUAAAAAAGUCUCGCCUUAUUUGGAAUAUUUAUUUUUGUAUAACUUACAUUGAGAUCCCAACGAGGGCAGCAACGAGAAAGAUAGGUUUAUUACAAAACCUAGUUCAUAUAUUUUCGCCAACCCAUCAAUAUAAUCAAAUUUGCCUGUCCAAGUCCCUCUGUUUUGCCCCUGAAUAGUCACUAUAUUGUAACCUACUGUACAAGUGAAAUAAAAUGAGAGAGAAGCAUGUGAUCGGCACUCGAAGCUGACGACUCUAUUGUUUGGUAUGUUUUACAAAUAGCAUUAUACAGUAUUAUUACUCACAACCACUCAGUCACUAAAAUCGAUAGAAAUGUUUAUUUACUUGACUAAUGGCGAAUCGUUGUGCCUGAUAAUAAAAGCUUUGUGGGUGACACAGAGGGAAGAGAGCCUUGGAGCAAGUAUUAGACAGUGAACUCUAUGAAACCUGGAACAAUAACUCUGGCUGUGUUUUUGAAGCCAAGAAUGGCAGAAAUUGAAGUUCGUCUUGUAGGUAUGCGCUAGGCCCCUACGCGGACAAACAUGUCCAAUACUGUCACAUUCGACGACUUGUGAAAUUCGAAAGUCAUGAUUCACGAGUCGUGGUUUAUAGCCAUUCGUAACACCUUCACGAUAUUCGUACGACUCGUUAAAUUCGUGAAAUUUCACGAAUUGUCGCAUUCAACGACUCGUGAAAUUCGAAAGUCUUGAUACACGAGUCGUGGUUUACCCAUGGCAUUACUGCAUUUUAGUAACUUAAAGACCUCCACGAUAUUAGUACGACUCGUUAAAUUCGUGAAAUUUUACGAGUUGUCAAAUUCAACAACUCGUGAAAUUCGAAAGUCGUGAUUCACGACUUGUGGUCACUUGUACUUUAGCCAUGCAUUAGUAAGACCAACGAAAUUCGUACGACUCGUUAAGCUGGGGAAAUUUCACGCCGCAAGUGCAGACAUUAUAAGUUAUGAAUCUUCAUCUCAAAUAUAUAUGUUCAUUUCUUUUCAAUUAGACAAAAGUAACUCUUCAGUUAUAUGAAUAUCUGAAAUAUAUACAUGUUCAUGUCUUGUUCUUUAAAAAUCUUAUUCAACGUAGCUAUAAUAGCGCGCUAAUUAUAACUCAAACAUUAGGCUUACUGUAUAUAUUAAUUUAUAGUAUUGUCUCGUCUGAUUCCUCGUUCUUCAAGACAAAAGUAACUGUUCUAUAUGAAUAUCUGAAAUAUGCAGGUUCAUUCAUAUCAUGAUCAGUACUAGCCUAAUUUAACGCUCGGCUAGUAUAGGGACUCGCGCCGGAAUUAGACUAAAUCACGCAAAAUAUUACACCGUCUUUGUCAUUAGUUAUAAUGUUAAGCGAUUAUGAAUCUUCUCAAUCUUCAUCUCAAAUAUAUAUGUUCAUUUCUCGUUCUUCAAGACUAAAAUAACUAUUAAGUUGUUAUACUGUAUGAAAUAAAGUUUUAAUACACUUUUCACUUUACAAGUUUUGAAAACACUAUACAGCGUCAGGACUCCACAUAGCACAAUGAAAACAUGAUAUAUCAACAGAAAUAGUCUUCAGUACGAAAAAUCAUUAUGUAAGUAUAAUGUUUCAGCCGACUAUUCUUUAAUUAAGUCCGGCUUUACCAUGGACCGAAGAAACUAGAGCAAGUGGGUUAGAAUAAAUAAAUUUUAGAAAAAAACUUCAUUAGCAAAAAACGUCAUCAUAAGAAGCAAAGAUUUUUGAGUGAAAAAGUGAAAAACAUUUUCAGAAAAAAAACCGCGGAGAAACACCAGCAAACUUUUGCAUCAUAAUUCUUACCUUUUCAUUUAGUUUUUAGUUUUUACAGUAGGGUAUAGGUAUUUACCACUAAGUCUAAGGAUGAGCAUUUAUCUGCAAACUUUGAAGAACAUUGAUUGGAAAAGCUUCCACGAAGCCCACGCGAAAUACCCGCGUGUUUCAUACCUACAUGAGAUCACUCCAUUGGCCGCUAUCUUGGCUUCACCCAAUCAUAGGACCGUUUAUACCUGGAGUUAUCAUUCCAGUAUUUAUGUAGUUACUGCAUGGUCUUGGAUAUCAGUGUAGGCUGCUGUGUAGAAGUAAAAAUCCAAUGGGCAUGAUGGUUCUGUUGGCCUGAAAAUUAAAAUAUCCAAUUCCGACGUCUGCCCUACCAGAUCUCCGACGGAUUUCUACAACAGACGUCCGAGAACGAAGACCACACGGCAACGAAGAUUAUUUAUCAAAUCUAAAGACGUGUACAUUUUCUUGUGAUUUUAUAGUCCUUACCAGAUGCCAUCUCCUCGUCUUGCCCGCCGACGAUAAAGCAGGAACCUGAUGAAAGUAAGUAUUUUAUUCUGAUUAUUUCGUUCAAAUACCAUGCAUUCCGAAAGUAUAAUUCUCGGAAUUAGUGAAAAAUCAGGACAGCAAAGUCAUUUGCCGAUCUGAAACGAAAGCGCAGGUUGGCAGAAUUCAAGUUUUCAAUGAAAUGUUCCUGUAUAGUAUAAUAUUGCCAACAUUACUUAAAAGUGAUUGGCUUGAUGAAAAAUUGCCGACUCUUUGUCACUUGUUUCAGUUCGACAUAUGGGUAGCGUAUGCUCUGAAUGUUCAAACAGAUAUCAAGUACAAAAUCGGUCACAUGAUUAUGUCUUCCUUGAAAUCUUGUAUAUUCUUAAAAACCCUUGUAAAAUUAGAAUUCCUUGCAACGUCCUUAAAACUGUGCCAAAUCACUGUUUUGUGGACAAAUCAAACAUAGUUAUGAUCAAAAGCUUAAUUUUUCAUGUGUCUUGCUGACUGUCAAGUGUCUGGCAUUGCAUGGACUAAACCAAGAUAGAGGAUACAGGGACGGAUCUGCCGUGGGGGUGCAGGGGAGCUAGUGCGCAGCCCCCCCCCCCCACCCAAUGUAAAACGUAACAGAAGGGCGAACAUGCAGAUUCGGCCAUCUCAAAUAAUGCUAAUGUUGGGAUAGUAACGUUGUAUAGACUGCACAGGGGAGCAGUGCUUAGUUCAGAAUGAAAAAUAAAAAUAUAAAACAACAUGACCGCGACAACCAUGGUACGGUAUUAUAUUCAGCCGAACUAUCAUACACACAUGUAUGCAAUAUGUUGGUUAAAUAUACAAGUUUUAAAUAUUUUUAAACAUGUAUUGCUUUAGGUUGCGGCAACAUGCAGAAGUUUGAUCAUGUGACUUUUUUAAAAGAUCGUCAAAAGAAAGAUAAUCAUAAUAUGAGUAAGUGCUAUUUUGUUGUCGUAUCUUUUUCUAAAUUAAAUCUAAUGCUAUUUGUAAUGUUGUUAGUUGUCAGUUCUAUAUAACGUUGAAUAUUAUACAAAUAAUGAAUGUUUGUACUUACUUACUUUUGUACUUAUUUUCAUGAGGUGAAAAUAUUUUUUCCACAUUGCACUUCGAUAUUUUAAGUGAACUAUAAAAUACAAAACCAAAUACAUACCUUGUUCAAAAAGAAUUAAAAUCCAACAAAAAAGUGCCAGCAAAUGUUUUAGUGAAGAAUUAAUAUGAUAAUGGCGAUCAUUUAUCAUAAAAAUUAUCGUAAAAGUUAUCGUAAACAUCUUUACACCCGUCAUUUUUGUUUCGCACGAGUUACUGUAUGUAUUUGAAUUUAAUUUCAUCGGUCUCAAUAUGAAAAUUAUAGUUAAAUGAGUUACGUUAAUUUACGAUAUGAAUAGGAUUUUGAAUGAUUGAAUUUAUUUAAACCUUACCAUGCAAUAAAUAAGUACAAGUACUGUUGCACGGUAGCAAAAUGGGAAUGGAAUUUUAAUUCCAUAUCACGUGAUCAUAAUCAGCCAAAUGAAUUAAGUGAGCAGAAUUCAAUAAAGUAUAAAAUUUGCCUGUGUCAUGUCUUUUCCCGACCAAUUUCUCGUGUUUUUUUGCAGUUGAAAGAAGACGACGUUUUAAUAUCAAUGACCGAAUAAAAGAGCUGGGAACUAUGAUCCCGAAACAAGAUACGUAAGUUAUAUUUAUCAAUUAUAUAUACAGUAGAUCCGGAGCGAGGGGAUUCGGCGAAGUAUUACCCGAAAUGAUAAUAUUUCCUAAGGAGUGAGGGGCGCCCGAGCGGAGGGUCUAUAAAUGAUAUAUUAUCAUGUAUAAGCUUUAAAUCAUUGAAUGUAUUGACAUACCUCCUAAUAUUCACGUGAAAAUGUUUACUUAAAGCACUAAUAUUAGAAAGCAAAUCUCUAUCGUGCUAGCAGCCAAUUUCCCCCUAUAUAACAAUCUAUAGUGUACAGUCUACAGUGUCUACAGUGUACAGUCUACAAGUACAGAAUAAAUAAUUGCUGUGGAUUGUUUUUUCUAUGACCUGUAGAAUUUAUGCAGAUACCACCUAUACAGUAUUUAAUUCGAUAAACCAUUUGAAUGUUAAGUACUAAAUAUUGACAUAUACAGGACGGUUCCUUGCAACUGUAUACUGUCGCACAGUAUGCUAUUGCCCGUCCAACCAACAAUCAUAAAUUUCAAUUGCAUUUUGUAAUGAUUUAGGGAUAUGAAGCAAAACAAAGGCACCAUCUUGAAGUGUACAGUGGAUUAUAUUAAAUAUUUGAAGAGAGAAAAUGAGCGACAUAAAGCCAAUUUGGAAAAGUUCCGAGAAACUGAGGAAUUAAAUUCAAAACUUUUAUUACGAAUACAAGUAAGUAUACAUCUAAUUAUUUAUACCUACUUAUUAUAUAUAUUUAUACCUAGUAUACAUCUAAUUAUUUAUACCUACAAUUAUAUCUACCUAACAACAUGUAGCUACAUUCUCAGAGAUAUGGACAACUACUUUAAUAUUAUUCUGAUACUGCGUGCAGAAUGCAACGAAAAAUUCAUUGUCUCGGGCGGGAUUCGACCUCACAUCUUCUGGUUUCUAACUUUCUAGACGACCGCCCUUUUUAAACUGUUAUGUAGUGUAUCUUAAAAACUAGGUAUUCGUAUACCUUGAGUCUUGAGGUUGUACCAGCCCAAGUACGCAGCAAUAAUCAUUAGAGUACCAGUGAGUUACAGCUGAAACUCUUUUUACUUCCUUUGUAGGAACUGGAGAUGCAUUGUCGGGCACAUAACGUUCCAGUAACACCUUUAACAAACGACACAUCAACAGCAACAUUGUCACGUUUACUUGCCGCUAAAAGAACUACUCAGGCUCGUCUAACUAUAAAACCUGAAGCGUAUUACAGCGAUGAUAGUGCUUCGUGCUCCAUGAAUAUGGACAGUUUUGGUGAGACAAACAAUCGUUUCGAUAAUGAGGAAAACGGUAUGGAGACAUAGAGUCGUAAAAUGAAACAAUCUAUCUUUAUACGCGGCGAUGUAUGGCAAGAAUUCGGUGCAUGGCUGCAUGCCCACCCUGGGAUUCGGGUGGAAACCUGAACAAAUGUGUUACAGAGUAGCGCUUUAAAAAUCUUUACUAAGCUAGUUGGAAUGUGGGAAAGAAUAAUGCAUGCUUGCCUUGACUCUUCUUGUUCCAUCUAGGCAUUGAUACUCUUUUUAAUUUCCUUUUUAACAACAUGUUAAUAAUAGUUAGAAGAAGCACCAGGUCAAAAAUUUAUGCGAAAUGAACGCAAUCCAUGUAGAUGUCUAAAGGCAUUCUGCUUAACGGUGGAGAUAACAUCAGUUUCCGUAACGCGAUGCAUAUAUGAGCUUUGUCUGUCUUCAAUGCUUUUUAAGUGGGUUAAAUCGAUCACGAUAUCUGUAAUGAAAUACCACGUUGGCAACUUCCAUGAGUUAUGCUAAUCAGUUCGUUUUCAUUCAUUGGAGCAACAUAGGAGUCCGGAAUGAAGUGUCGUUUUGGAAAUAUGAACGAAAUAUGGACUUGCGCUCCAGUUUAGAUGUUUUCGUUAAGAGGCGAAAGAACAAUUACAAAGUCCAGGACUUUUAAAACCGACCAAGUACGUAGUUGCAUGAAUCACAAAAUGGCUUUAAUCCUUACGCGAGACUGGAAAUUCUUGCUAAUUGACGUGCAUAUUUUCUUGACAAGUUCUGUUCUUUAUGUGUACAGUACGACAAAAUAUUGUAAUAACAAGUUUUACUUGGCAAAUUUCGUUUGUAAAAGCCAUAAAGUUGAGGAACGUAUUUGACUUGAAAGGACUUAAGGGGUGGAUCAUUAGAUAUCCUGGAAGGGAGCGGGUAAUUUUCCUUGCAAGAUUUUUUUAAGUUGGGAGCUUUGUCGAACAUUUUUUGUGUUGAAGCUGUGCAAGAAUUUUUUAAAGAAUUUCCUGUCUAUUCCAGGUAGUAGCAGGAAUUUUUUCUUUCCUUAAAUGCUUGCAUGAUACCCCCACUCCCUCCCAGGUAUCUAAUGGGCCACCCCUAAACAAACUACUUGUGGCACUUGUAUUUAUCUGUUGUACACAUGAGCGAAAGAAAGUCCUAAAAUAAAACUUGUCAACGAAACUUGUCAAGAUUUGCACAUAUGUAUAUAUGGGCAUCGUGCUUCCUAGUACAAUAGUAUAGUGUAAAACGCUUAUGAAGCCUUAUAAUUCGUUGCAUUAUAUUUAUGGGAGAUAAGAUUUUAACAUAAUCGAACAACAUAGAACUAUGCAAUCAUACAAUUAGAGAUGCAAUUUGAGAAUCAGUUUAAUGCCAUUAUUUUUUUAAUUAUAUAUAGUUUAAUUGUAGAUUGGUAUAGAAUAUUUUAUAUGAACGUGAUUUUUUUUCAUUUUUCAUGUUAAAUAAAGCAAAUAAGAACAAUUGUUCUUGACAAUAGAUGGGAUAUUUUGAGAUUUAUGGCCGAGUGUACGAUAUAUCAAAAUACGAUUGUGCAUUGUUUCUUGCCUUCAUGAAUCAUGAGAAGGGAAGUAGCAACAACUCCUCGCAUUUUCAAACCGAACUGGCGAACAGUUAUGCACGGUGUAUAAAAAAAAGGUAAUUCAACUUCGGCAUGUUAUCGUACAUUAUAUAUUAGUUUAUUACGUUCAUUAUAUAUAUACAGGGUGUAUCAAAAAAAACUGAACAGAUUUGAAAUUGCUCUCAAUUUCGCAAAACACCUAUUUGUAUCCGGUUUUUUAUAUAUAUAGCUUCUUUGGGUACUUAUAAUGUAGAAUAAUGAAAAAAAAUUCUCAAACUCAAAUUUUGUGGACCAGGGGGGGGUGUCUUUUCCAACAAACUAAAAAUGGCUCGCGCACAAAAUUUAAAAGAUGUAAUCAUAUUUUGAGUUUAUAGAUGGAAACUUUGUCGGGGUUUUAAUUACUGUACAAAAUUUCAGACAAUUUGGUUUAGUUUAAGCCCUUUAACUAUUUAUUUUAUUCUUAAAAAUCAGCUUUUCGCAUGCUUAAUUAUGCCUUUACCUAAUUUGCAUAUUGCUGACAUAUGCAAAUUAGGCAAAUGCAUUAAUUAAGCAUGCGAAAAGCUGAUUUUUAGGAACAAUGUAACUUUGCGUGAAUAGUUAAAGGGCUUAAACUAAACCAAAUUGUUUGAAAUUUUGUACAGUAGUUAAAAACCCUGACAAAUUUUCCAUCUAUUAACUCAAAAUAUGAUUACAACUUUUAAAUUUUGUGCGCGAGCCAUUUGUUGGAAAAGACACACCCCCCUGGUUCAUAAAAUUUGAGUUCAAGAAAUUUUUUUCAUUAUUCUACAUUAUAAGUACCCAAAGAAGCUAUAUAUAUAAAAAACCGGAUACAAAUAGGUGUGUUGCGAAAUUGAGAGCAAUUUCAAAUCUGUUCAGUUUUUUUUUAUACACCCUGUAUAUAUCAUUUGCUUUUUUCAUACCAAUAAAGAUAAGGCUUUUAGUUGCCGAUUUAAAAAUGCCAGUCGAAAUCACAUUUUUCCACGGAAUUGCAUGUAAAGCUAUUGUCUGAGUAUUGAAAUUUAUUUAUUAUUCUCAUGUCGCUAGAAUAAAGUCGCAUGUGUAAGCAUUAAGUUUUGGUAAAUUUCCACUCGCAAUUUUGUAUCGAAAUUGUUAGAACAUUUUACAAAACUGGACAUUUGCAGACUGAGCUCACAAUUGCAGACUGAGCUCGCAGACUGAGCUCACAGACUGAGCUCUCAUGUUCGAAAAUUUGAAAAUUUCGUAAAUGUGGAAAAAUGCUGUUUCAACCAACACUUUAAAUCGGAUCGUAUGGUCAUUUUUUAUCGCAAUGAUUCGAUAAAGGUGUCAAAUGACAGCUAAAAGCCUGAUCUUUAUAAAUACGAAAACAGAAGACCUAAACGUAAUAACGCACGAUAAGCGGUCAAAGUUGGAUUACCUUUUCUUACACGCCCUGUAGUUCCAUGUAGUCGUCACUUAAAACAAAAUGUAACUAUUAUACUUUUUUAAGGAUACAUUUGUGCAAAGUUAGUGGUAACCAUGGUAACAUUUUUUUCAAAAUGAAAUUCAAUCUCCUCCAUUGAAUUUGGCAUCCCCAUGGCCGUCGUUUUAUUGUCUUCUAAUUCCCAAGAGAUUGAUUAUAAUAUACCUAUAUUCAAAGGUCAUGCACUAAGAAUGACGGUUCUAAUUUUGCAUAAUAUAAUUCAUAAAAACCUGCAUCUUGUUUAAAUACGUUAUGAAUAAUUUAGUUUUCUUCAGUGCAAACAAAUUCACUUUGCUCUUAACUUUAAUUUAUAUGCAAGAUAUAUAUUUUAAUUAAAUACUAUAAGAAGUUUUUAUGUACAGCAGACUUGGACAGUCAUCACUCAUCUCUUUCCUCAGUGUAUGAUACGUUCUCUUCUAACUUUGAUGUUAAUCCAAUGAUAAUGCAAGUUUUCUGUCCACCACUUUGAUUGGCAAAAGUUCUGUGUGGUUGAUAUAUGCACACGACCAUCUUUUGAUUUCAAUUGUGUUUUGUGAGUUAGCAUUGAAACGUUGCUUUUAUCCACUCCGUUUUUGGUUUCUAAAUAUAAACAGAAAACAUCUUUUAAAAGAGAAUUAAAAAUUAAGUGGGUUGUAUUUUUGAAAUAUGUCGAAAAAUUUUUUAUAUUUACAGUCGAACCCAGUGGCGAAGCUAGCCAUAGCAACAGAUCAUGCUAAUGAUGCU